CUUUGUUGUAAUAUUUAAAAGCUGAGCUGGCGUGUCCCUGUCAGAUUGCAGCUGUACACGGCUGACACUCAGAACCAUGCGGCUCCAGCUCCUGGCUGUACUUCUGUGCUCACUGGCAUCAGCUACUGCAGGUACAAAGUCUUGUCCUCUUGGGUUUAUGCAGUACAAGAAGUCCUGCUACUGGUUUUCCAACAUACAUGGAUCAUUUGCUGAAGCAAGCGCUUACUGUGGCUACAUGGAGAGCCAUCUCGUAAGGAUAAAUAACAAAGAUGAGGACGACUUCCUAAGAAGUUAUGCCAAAAGAAGAGGCAAAGCUGCGAAGUAUUGGCUUGGUGCGACUGAUCUGAACCUGCAGGGGAGAUGGCUGUGGGAGGGACGGCGUCCUAUGGUCUACAGCAACUGGUCUCCAAGACAACCUGAUAAUUACAAGGGGAGAGAACAUUGUCUGGAAAUGAGACGGUCCUAUAGUUACUAUUUAUGGAACGACGCUCCGUGUCACGCGUACAGUACGUCGCACUUCAUUUGCGAAAAGGAAAUCUGAUGUCAGUCAGUAACAUGAGUGAAAGUCAGUCGUUAAUAAAAUACGACUGAAAUAUG
Messenger RNA from Haliotis rufescens (red abalone), 597 nucleotides. RefSeq names its product perlucin-like. Bases 77 to 541 code for a protein of 154 amino acids. Gene Ontology annotation, biological process: biological process involved in interspecies interaction between organisms. The transcript has 4 exons. Gene Ontology annotation, molecular function: carbohydrate binding. The record is from RefSeq and is a predicted model, not a curated record. NCBI's taxonomy places the organism in Eukaryota, Metazoa, Mollusca, Gastropoda, Lepetellida, Haliotidae. Gene Ontology annotation, cellular component: external side of plasma membrane.